CUCUCAAGUAGGAUGUCAAAUAUCCAUCAUGAUUAAAAGGAUACGGCCCUGCUACUACUAUAAAAUACAAGGUCUCCGAGGGAAGAUCUAUAUGCUGUAUAAAUCAAGUUCAAGGAGAGAAGACUGUCUGGUCCGUGGUUUGACCGCCUUCAGACAAACGUCAUGGAACCUUCGUCGUCGUCAUGGAAAGCGCCAGGCUUCGCAACCAGGCAUUCCAGAUCGUGGGCGGCACAUGCGCCCCCCGCCCGUAUCAGCCGCAGAAAAUCGCAUAUCGAGUCAAGGGGGGUUAAGAACCAUGUCAGCGACGAGCGUCGGUUCGUCAAAUCAGUCAAGUAUCUUCUCUGAGGCGACCAAGCUGCGGGCUAAGGAGAUGAGCGGAGAUCUGUGCUGGGCGUGCCGCAGUGCGUCGCCACAGGUGUGUCAUGUCAUGGCGGAAGAGGACCGUCAGGUAGGGUAUCUGAGGGGGGGGGGGG
Penicilliopsis zonata CBS 506.65 is the source of this 473-nucleotide messenger RNA. RefSeq lists its product as hypothetical. The record is from RefSeq and is a predicted model, not a curated record. NCBI's taxonomy places the organism in Eukaryota, Fungi, Ascomycota, Eurotiomycetes, Eurotiales, Aspergillaceae. The transcript has a single exon. Bases 163 to 345 code for a protein of 60 amino acids.